CUUCACAAGACGGGGAGCUCCGAAGUACAAGGCUUGAAAAAAUUCUCCUAAAUCCACUGGAAGACAGAACCAUUACAAUGUGGACUUUGCCAGUUCUUACGGCGGCCGCUGCACUGUUGUUGGUGCUCAGCGUUGACAUGGUCGGGUGUGUUCCACCUGAAAUGUCGGCAGAUAUGUAUUGCCUUGGCUGCAAAGCUACAGUGAAAGAACUGAUAAAAGUGGUUGAGUCUAAAGACAACAGGCACCAGUCUCACGCCAACAAAGUGGCCAAGGCCAUGGAGACAACCUGCAAACACGACAACUUCAACCGACUGAAGUACGUCCCGGGGAAGUACGUGGAGGCUUGUCUGCAGCUGCUGGAAACGUACCACAGUACGGUGGAGAGCCUGCUGAUGAACACGGACCACUCCGACCUGGAGCAGCAGCUCUGCCACGACCUGUCGGACGCCUGCCACGGCGCGCCGGAUCACAAACACGACCCCAAGAGACCAACGAUCCAUGUUGACGAUAACGGGAACGUGAAGUUCGUGGAGGGGACCCACGUCAAGGCCAAGAGACCGAACCCCGUCAGACCCACCGUGCACAGCGAGCUCUGAUGGCUCGGUUACGCUAAGAGCCCCAUGCAUUGUACGAUCGUCGUGCGAUUUUUGGGAUAGGCGUGCAUGUUUCAUGCAACUUUGAGAACAUUCUUAGAAUAGUUCUGCAAUUAUCAGCUAUUUAGUUAACGAAAAAAGUUGUGUUAGAUACUUCUCACCGACACCGCCUUCUUUCACACCAAAAUCGUACGAAAGUCUACAACGAGUGUGGCCGCGACGUUAACGUUAGUCAUUUAUAUUAUGUUGAUGACAAAGUCUUGCCAACAGGGGAUAGAUGAUUGCUAAGUAAGGAAACGUAUCUGAAGAGUAGCGCAAAGCUGACUACUAUACAUGUACGACCACCCCGGCCGUCUACCCAAUAAAGCUAAGGGUAGUUACGGUCGUAGUUUUAGGGCAAUUUGGUAAAUCUGCCCAUGUUAUAAGCUAUAGAACUCGAUUGCUUUUUAUUCCGAUGAAUAUGCGAAAGACGAAUAACGCAGUGCCGGUUGAUUCUCUGCUAGAAUUUAUUUUAAUUUUUGAUGU
Messenger RNA from Branchiostoma belcheri (Belcher's lancelet), 1118 nucleotides. RefSeq lists its product as uncharacterized. NCBI's taxonomy places the organism in Eukaryota, Metazoa, Chordata, Leptocardii, Amphioxiformes, Branchiostomatidae. Bases 78 to 596 code for a protein of 172 amino acids. The record is from RefSeq and is a predicted model, not a curated record. The transcript is spliced from 5 exons.